Prorocentrum cordatum is the source of this 1263-nucleotide messenger RNA. The record is from the annotation of a GenBank genome assembly. Lineage: Eukaryota; Dinophyceae; Prorocentrales; Prorocentraceae.
CUGCGCCGAGCUCCAAAGGCUUACGCUGCUGCAGUGCUGCUGUUCCUCUGCCAAUGGCGUGCUUCAGUAGCGCGCGUCUCGAUACACAGUCGGGCGCACCGCUGUCGAGGAUGGACGGCCCCCCUCCGCAGCCGUUUGGCCCCAAGGCCCGAGGAGGCGCUUUUGUGCCCCCGUGCGGGCCGCGGCCGUCCCCGCGCCCGGACCUUCCACAGUGCAGCGUCGAGCGAGCGCUGGAGGCGCGCCGCUCGAGGGGCGGAUGGGGAGACGCCGCAGCAUGAGCGAGAUCCCCGAGGAGUGGCCCUGCGCAGAGAAGCCCGCGUUCGCGAGCUGCGGGGCGUACGCCCUGAAGAGCAGGGUGGCCGUGCAGUCGCUCAAGCUCCUGGACAACAUCCGGGAGUACGACCCCCGCGACCCCAGGUACACGAUCGCCGCCACCCGGUGGCAAGUCGCGGAGCUGGAGGCGCGCCGCCUGGAGAACCAGGUGGACUCCUUGCACACGAUGCUGGAGUCGAGGGUCAAGUUGGACCCUCACGACAAGGUGCUGGAGGACUACCAGCAGGUGCUGUCGGGCUUCCGGCGCUCUGCCGCGGCCGCCCGCCAGGCGGCGGACCGCCUCGAGGACUGCGCCCUGAGCCCGCGGUCGUCCCCGCGCGUGCAGGCCGUGCGCGUGGAGGGCACCCCGCUCUCCGCGUCCCGGAGCGCGCUGAUCGCGGCCAGCCCGUGGUCGCAGGCAGAGCACUCCGAGGUCACCCCGACUUCCACGUCCUCCAGCGACGUGUCUUCGGACGGAGCCUGGUCGUAGGAGGCAUCGCCGCACGGGGAGGGAGGCGCCACGGAGGGCUGGCCGCAGAGGGCGCCGCGCGGGUCCGCAAGCACGAAUGCCGCCCACGCCGCGCCCGAUAUUUUUUCUCCACGAAUUUAAUAGGAACGCGCCCGCUGCGCGGCUUUUUAGUGCCAAGUCGGAGUGGCGGCGAGGCCGUCGCUCUUGGUGCCAAGGCUGGAUACCCUAACGGGCCCCCUUGGCCGGGCCCUGGGGCUCAGAGAUUUUCGAUGUGCAGUUUCUGGCAGGCGGGAACCACGACAGUGAUGACCUGCGUCUGUAGUUAGGAGCGUGUACCAUUAUGGCAUGUGUUUUCGCUUGCCAUGGACACACGUAGAUGCAAAGCUACGAGGCGAUCAGCCUAAUUCUGUGGAGCCCAGGUCCUGAAGUAUAGGUUAUGCUCCAUCUGCGCGCAGGCCGGCAGCUUGGAGGUGGGUGCAGAC